This is a messenger RNA of Plasmodium vivax (malaria parasite P. vivax), 3175 nucleotides long. RefSeq lists its product as hypothetical. Gene Ontology annotation, biological process: rRNA processing. The record is from RefSeq and is a predicted model, not a curated record. Gene Ontology annotation, molecular function: ribosome binding. Gene Ontology annotation, cellular component: ribosome. The coding region runs from base 1211 to 3175 and encodes 654 amino acids. The transcript has a single exon. Lineage: Eukaryota; Apicomplexa; Aconoidasida; Haemosporida; Plasmodiidae.
CACACUGCGCAGUUACGGCUCGGCAUUCCCAAACGUAGUCCUCCCCCAAGUGAUACGCAAAAUGAGAAAAAGAAAUGCUAAAAAUGGAAGGUAAGGCUGCGUGGCAAACGUGUAGGCAACUAAGGCGAUAAGAAGCUACUGAGGAUAGCAACGAAUUUCUGCGUGGGGUGAGAUCCCCAUCCUAACUGCUCAUAAAAAAGGGUGGCUUCACCAAUUUGCUGGGUUCCCGUGACACUAGGCGUAUGAAUAAAUUUUAUGCAGUGACGAUUCUGCCACGUGGUGCCCCUCUCCUGUGCGUAGAACAACUGCUUUUACCCCCAGGGGGAAUGUCAGGGAGGACCCCUCCGUGGCCUAUACAUAUUUGCUCUCCACACAAGAACAGCAUGUGUAUUGGACUCUGCACAAUUUCGCAUUGCUCAAUUUUUUCAUUUUCACCAUGCUUUCCCUUCUGUUCUAAAAAAAGGAUUCCCCGUUCGGCUAUGCAACACUUCAGAGUGUGUAGAAUGUUCGUUUCGUUUGUCUGCAUAUUGGACGUGUGGAUGAGUGGCCCCUUUUUUGGGCGUCGAACCUUCGGACGUUGCCCUUCACCGGCUAGCUUCUACACACAUGUAAGGCCAACUAGCGAAAUAGGCGAAUGAGCAAACGACGCGUCAGUCUUAAGACGAACGAGGUAUGUUCUUCCGGUUAUACUCGCUUCCAAGAAAAGCACUCCCGCACGCUUUGCAGCUUUGUAGCGAAAUUAAUUCACCCCUUCUCACUUAAAUAAAAUUAAACUUUUUUGCCACAAAUGAGAAAAAAAGGGUCCAUUCGGCAUCCAUGUGAUUGGCAAUUUUAUUUCUGCGUCAUCUGUUCAUUUGAAAUGUGCCCGUUUGCGCACUGCGACAUAUGCUUGGGUAGGAUGAAAUGGAGGGGGGACCCUACCUAUUGGCGAUUCAUAAGAGAAGCUUUGACGAAGGGGACCCAAUUGGGCACUUCUCCAGUCCUUACCGCUCCACACCCCUGCCAAGAGCAAACCCCAUUUAAACGAAAAAAAAAAAGAAAUAGCGCGUCGAACGGGUUACGAAUGUAGCAUGUUCCACCUUAGCACCUUCAGGCGGCAGCGGUAUAUGCGGCUGUCGCAGUUGCACAGUUUGAAUGGCUCCUCGCGCAGGGCCCCCUUAAAAGCCGCAUAAAAGUGAUGCCCACUUUGCCAUUCACGCGAAAUAUAUAAAUGAAAAGAUGCUUGUCGAGGCUGAAAACAGUCAUCGCAGUUCUGACCGUGACGGAGCUAGCCAGAUGUUGGCCUCCCAUCACAGGGAGUAUAAGCGCAGUAAAGGGAGGCGCAACAAAAGGGGGGCAGGCCUGCACCGAAUAUGUUAUCCCCAGCAGCGGCGUUAAGAAGCCCCCCGGAAGUUGUUUCCCCCUCCGAAGAAGACUCACCGCGAGAUGUAAGAAAAACGAAUUGUCACUACAAAGAUAUGGCCUUCAUGACGAACGCGAUCGAAGGAACUGGGGGGAGAGGAGACUCCACUUCCUAUUCAUUCGUGUAGCUGCGCGUAGAAGUGAAACGAACCAAAGUGAUCAGACAGCUCGUCCGAAUAGGCACCAUGUGAAUCGCGUCCGAGGAAGGUACCGCCCCCCCCGCUCCAUCCAAGUGUUCUCAUCUAAUCGGCAAAGUGACCUCAGCGAUGAAGACCGGGAGAUCUCCCCAGGAGAAUGCAUAAAACCGCGCCCUCCAAACGAAACGAACGAACUUGCCGAAUCGGCCGAGCAGAAGGAGGAAGCAGAAUGCGAGAGGGUUUUCCUAACCGACACCAAGUACUACAAAAGGAGCAAGUACUCCAAAGCGGGUUACAUAAAGAAAAAAACAAGAGAAGGAGAAUUCGCAAAUGGGAACCAUGGGGAUGGUUUUCAUCCGAAGGGACUGCUCCACAGUGAGUUUCCCCCCACCACGUCGAUCGAAUCUGAAGGUGAUCUCCUCACAGGUCGCAUGAGAAAAGGCGUGCAAAGUGAGCACCGCAACUUGCCAGAAUUUUUUAUUAACAGUUACUAUGCUGACCGGAAUAGGCCCAACGAGCUGGACCUCUCGAUGGGCACGGAAGAAAGAGGAGGUGCCUCGCCAGUGGGUGGAGGAGAAGGCGACAGAAAGGGGGAGAGUUACCCGGGGAGCAACCCCAGUGGUAACCCUCAUAGCAACCCAAGCGGCAACCCGAGUAGCCCCCCCAGCAGCAGGAAAACCUCCAUAAUGAACGAAUUCACGGUGAUCGGCGAAAUUGUGGGGGUGCACGGGCUGCAGGGAUGGCUCAAGGUAGUCAGCUUCACAACCUUUAACGACAUAAGGUUCAAGAAAAACACCUACAGGUAUUUAUUUAUGAAUACGUAUGCAUACCCUUUGCCAAUUAAAUUGGCAGAUGUGAAAGAAUCCCUAAAGGUAGGUUUCCUGUACGUGAAAAUUGAAGGCAUAUACUCCAGGACGGAUGCCCUUAAAUUAAAGUCCUGUCUAAUUUGCGAUGAUAAAAGGAAAUUCCCAAGCUUGAGUGAAAACCAGUACAUCUCUACUGACCUUCUAAACUUUGAUGUGUUCAUUUUGAAUGACCUUUCGAAUACCUGCAUAGGGAAGGUCCUCUCCUUUGUCUCCAAAUACGACUACAUAUGCAAGAGGUCGGCACAAAGUGUUGCAGACGAUUUGAUCAAAAUUGAGAUAAAGAGGGGCAUCUCUCUGCAGAAGGUUUUCCACAUCAUAUCUGCUGCGCAGAUGUACGGCAUGCGGUCCGCGGGGGGGGGCAGCCCCGUCAGGGUGCUCAUCAACCGGAAGGGCUUUUCCCUCACGGGUCAGGCGGGCGGCGGGCUAAGCGGCGGGCUAAGCGGCGAUCUACGCGGAGAAAGGUACCCCCCGGAGCGCUCCCCUACCCACGACUGCCGUGGCGACCGCGACCUGGAGGACGAGCCGGUGAAGGGCGACAAGAACUACUACGACUCGAUUGACCACUUCGAGGGCUCCUCCUACAAGAAGAUUUACAAGUGCGAUUUUUGCGAAGAUGUGUACGACGACCUCCGGGAGGCGACCGAACACGAAAGUUCGCACUUCCCCACGGAUGAGGAGCUGCUGUUUAACGCAUCCCAGGCGAGUGCCCCCAAGGAAAACCUGUUCGAGGUGGACAGGAGCAAGGUCUCCAAGCUGAAGCCGGUCGACUAG